UUCCUUAUUGAGUCAUUCUUGUAUUCUCCUCUCCUACAACAUUCUCAAUCAUGAAUAUGCUUAGAGAGGAGGAGCCCUUAAGCCAUAACCAGAAGAACUACUUUUAUAAAAAUACUGUGUCCUCAUCAGAGUACUCAUUUCCAUAUAAAUUCUCUUCACCACAGCCACAUACUGAGGUUGAUCGGUCUCCACCAUCCCCGGACCUUACCGUAGUAAAGAAGCUUAAUCACAAUGCCAGUGAACGUGAUCGUCGCAAGAAGAUCAAUCGCUUGAUUACUUCACUUGGUUCACUUCUUCCGGUGGCAGAUCAAACGAAAAAAAUGAGCAUUCCGGACACAAUUUCGCGAGUCCUAAAAUACAUACCUCAGUUACAACACGAGGUGGAAGGACUAACUAAGAAAAAAGAGGAGCUUCUAUCGAAGAUUUCCAAGCAAGGAGAUGCAGUGAAGAAACAAUCUCAAAGGAAGAUUUCCCAACUAAAUUCUGUUUUUGUAGUUUCAGCAACCAGGCUCAACGAUAACGAGGCUGCUAUUCAGAUUUCAUCUUACGAAGUUUACAAGACUCCACUAUCUGAGAUCUUGCUGUUUUUAGAGAAUAAUGGGUUUUUUCUGCUAAAUGUUUCUUCCUAUGAAACCUAUGGAGGGAGGGUCUUCUAUAACUUGCAUUUACAGGUGAAAAAAACUCAUAGGUUAGAGUCUGAGAAUAUUCUGACUAAGCAAUAG
Molecule: messenger RNA, 722 nt
Organism: Gastrolobium bilobum
Lineage: Eukaryota; Viridiplantae; Streptophyta; Magnoliopsida; Fabales; Fabaceae
Product: transcription factor ORG2-like
Exons: 3
Coding region: 51-722 (223 amino acids)
Biological process (GO): regulation of transcription by RNA polymerase II
Cellular component (GO): RNA polymerase II transcription regulator complex
Molecular function (GO): RNA polymerase II transcription regulatory region sequence-specific DNA binding; DNA-binding transcription factor activity, RNA polymerase II-specific; protein dimerization activity
Source: RefSeq, a predicted model, not a curated record